GGCUCGUCGCGCGAGUGGAGCUGUGGGGAGAUGAAGAAGUGGGCUUGAGAGUGUUGGUUCGUCUGGUGUGAUUAGUGAGAGAGCAGCUAAUCAACUCGGCCGUGUGCCUCCCCUAUCGUCCGCUCUUGCAGCUCAACCAAGCUCAACCAACAGGCAGAGUGCAGCAGCACACGACGACUCAGGGCGGGCCCCGUCCGUGCGCGACCCAGAGAACCUCGACUUCCCUCGUCCACGAUCACUUUUGCAUCUUCUAAAAGAAGGGCCACAGAACAGGACAGCAUAGCACAGGCAUAGCCUCGCGACUCGACAGACUGCGGCUAUGGCAACCUCGUUGCAGGAUCAGGGCAGCGGCGUGAGGCAGCGCGCAACAGCCAAGAGUUCCAGCAAGGCCACUGCGGCAGAGCUCACGCCUAGGCCGGGCAAUGUCAGUCCUCGAGGGCCUCCACCUCCCUUCACGGUCUACGCCAAAUUGGCCUUCUUCAGCGUCGGAAUGUUCGCCCUGCCUCUGGGCACAUACUACGCACUGGUGGGCAAGUACGGUACCAAUUGGGCUGGAGGCGCGGCUGCAUUGGCCGCCAAUGUCGUGCUGAUCGGCUAUGUGAUCGCUGCCUUUUUGGAAGAUGGCGAUGCUGGAGCUCACGGGGCAAAGGGGGUGGUAGCGGCGGGCAACACAGAAAGGGAGAAGAGGAAAUGAGGCAAGCAGUCGAAAGUGUCGGCCUAUCAUGAAUUAUGCGAAGCAAGUGGUAUCUUGGAUCAAUUCAUAUACAACAUCUCAUCAUCUUCCCCCUGCGUCAGGCACGUUGAGCACGUCAAUCAGGUGCUCCACUAAGCCAUCCAGCCCUCUCCUCAAACCCUCUCCAUGCAGUUGCG
Jaminaea rosea is the source of this 870-nucleotide messenger RNA. RefSeq lists its product as hypothetical. The transcript is spliced from 3 exons. Lineage: Eukaryota; Fungi; Basidiomycota; Exobasidiomycetes; Microstromatales. Bases 320 to 694 code for a protein of 124 amino acids. The record is from RefSeq and is a predicted model, not a curated record.